AUGGUAGAAGGGAUUGUUGCUACGUCUUAUUCAGCUGGUGACAAAUUUUACAUUGACCCGAGGAAACUGUUGCCUCUUGCAAGAUUUCUUCCACAACCCAAGGGUCAGGGACAGGUUGGUAGAGGUGGAGGAGGUCGUGGUGGAGGCAGAAGUGGCCGGGGAGGUGGUUUUCGUGGAGGAGGCAGUUUUCGUGGAAGAGGUGGCCCAAGGGGUGGUAGAGGUGGUCCUCCUAGGGGUGGUGGAUUCAGGGGAAGGGGAAGAUCGUAG
Molecule: messenger RNA, 267 nt
Organism: Sphenostylis stenocarpa
Lineage: Eukaryota; Viridiplantae; Streptophyta; Magnoliopsida; Fabales; Fabaceae
Source: the annotation of a GenBank genome assembly